GCAUUCCGAUUCGUCCUCGAAAUUCUCUUUCUCUUCUUUUCCUGCGUUCGGCUCGUUGCGUCAGCAAAAAGAAUGUUUACCAAAUUAUUUGUCGAAGGUGAAAUUCGAAGAUGAAGAAUAGCCAAUUGUAGAUAUUUUUUUUCAACGUAAAUAGAAAACGAAAAUCUCCAAAUGUGUUUCUAGUUCAUGAACAAUGUCCACCCGAAUUCCUUCACAGAAAAAUGCCUGUUUGGGUGAAAAUUGCGAAUAUUCAGUCACAAUAAACGAGUCACGAGUCUCAAUAAUAAUUUUAUCGUUCACGAGCAUUUCAGGGUUGAUGAAGAGCCAGAAAAUCCUGAAUUCGUUGAUGGAGUUGGUUGGACGAUGAAAAUAACAGGAAAAGAAGAAAAUGAAGCGGAAGUUUGUGGAAUGAGAGAUCAUAGGAUGAGAUGCAAACUAGGAAGAUUGGCAGAGUUGUAAAUUGAAGGCGAGGGGAUCGUAAAUUUUCAGUGGAUCGUGAUAAAGCGAUGGUCGAACACGCCUCGAUGAGCUGGAAAGCACACAAACGCCAAACGACGCUGGAAAAACUGAAGAAUUGUCCGAAAUUUCGAGGAGCUUACGAAUAAGGAGGAAAUUAAAUGACGAGCUUGGAGAAGCUGGACUCGCUUGAUUGCUCACAGAUUUGCAAACUCGUCAAACUUUGUUCCCCGCAGGAGUCUGCUUUCCCGUCAUUCACGCUUCCUUCCUGAGAGUCACGAAGCGAGAAACGAAAAAUCCGUGAGACAGCGUGCGGGCUCGAUCAACGCGACAAUGAAAUCAUCUCACUAAUGAUAGCGAUCCCGGAAACGUUCCGCUAAUCGUUUAUUAAUUAAUUGGCGGUCGGCUUUGGAGCGAGUACGUGACGUAAGCACGUAAACACGGAUAAGGGAUUAUCGAUAAAACGAAGUUUUCUUCCCACGAACUUGUAUCGUUUAUCUGACGAGUUGACUGCCUAGGAAAAUCUAUAUAAGAAGCUUUUCACCGAUUCGGUUAUGCAGUUAUUUCCAUUUGAUCUUCCGGCACGCGAAAAACUUGGAAAACAGAUUUUUUCAUUGGCACCAACUCCGGAGCUGUUUCGAACUCGAAAGGAUCGUCGGCAAGGCAAGAGAUGAGAAGCCUCGUACUUUUGGUUGCAGCCUGCUUGGCCCUGACGGCGCACGCCUCAGGAGAGAAAAAGAUCGUUUGCUACAUGGGCGGUUGGGCCGUGUACCGUCCCGGGCUGGGCAAGUUCAACAUCGAAGACAUCCAGCCCCAGCUCUGCACUCAUUUGAUCUACACGUUCGUCGGGCUCGUUGGAAACGACAUAAAAGUUCUCGACGCCUGGCAAGACCUUCCGGACAACUGGGGCAAGGAUGCCUUCGGCCGUUUCAACGCCCUCCGCAAGUUGAGCCCGAGCACGAAGACCCUCAUCGCGAUCGGGGGCUGGAACGAAGGCUCUCAAAAGUAUUCCCAGAUGGCUUCAAGCGCAAAGUCUCGAAGCGAGUUCGUCGCGAACGCGGUCGCCUUCACGAAGAAACACAACUUCGACGGCUUCGAUUUGGACUGGGAAUACCCCGCUCAGCGCGGAGGCUCACCCGCUGACGUUCAGAACUUCGUCGCUCUCGUCAAAGAGAUGAGAGAGGCCUUCGACAAGGAAGGAUUGCUCCUGACCGCCGCGGUCGGAGCCGCCAAAUCCUCGGCCUCUCAGUCCUACGACAUUCCCCAAAUCUCCAAAUACCUUCACUUCAUAAACCUGAUGACCUACGACCUUCACGGCUCCUGGGAGCCCCAGACGGGCAUCAACGCACCGCUCUACCCGGCUGCCUCCGAAACUGGACUCUCCAGGGAAUUGACUGUCGAUGCCUGCGUCAAAUACUGGUUGGCCCAAGGAGUAGACCCCGAGAAGCUCGUCCUCGGUGUCGCGUCCUACGGAAGAACGUUCACCUUAGCAAAUCCUUCGAACAACGGCGUCGGUGCCCCGACCCAGGGACCCGGAUCAGCUGGGCCCUACACUCGUGAGUCAGGAUUCUACGGAUACAAUGAAAUUUGCGACAUGCAGAGCAGCGCAGAGUGGACCGUGGUCUUCGACAAGGAGAGACGCUGCCCGUACGCUUACAACGGCAAGCAAUGGGUCGGCUACGACAACGUCGAGUCGAUCAAGGAGAAGGCCGAAUACGCGAAGAAAAUGGGACUCGGUGGUGCGAUGAUCUGGUCCAUUGAGACCGACGACUUCAGAGGCAAAUGCGGCGAAAGCUACCCGCUCAUCAAAACCCUCAACCACGUUCUCCGCAACGGAGUCCAAGUCUCCGAGCGCCCGACUCUACCGCCCCGCAGCACGGAAGCCCCCGCGACUGGCGCAUCGAGCCCCGUCACCGAAGGGCCCCAACCGACCACCCCCGAGACCGUCAACAACAGCGGAGACUGCAAAGCUCCAGGAAACAUUCCCGACCCGAACAACUCCUCGCAGUUCUUCCAGUGCGUUCCCCAGGCCGAUGCCGGAUACACGAGAAUCACAGUCCCGUGCGCCCAUGGACUCGUCUUCAACCCUUCCGCUGGCAUCUGCGACUGGAAAUCCUCGAGCUACUGAAACAAUCCCCAGGCCUUCGGAAUGACGCGGCUUCGUUCCAGCUCUGAAUAAUCGGACGCAAAAUCCUCUUGUGAUAAAUAACAUUCACCAAGUCCUCGAAUUUUUCGUACUUGCUCUCGAUCAAGUUCGCAAUCCACUAGCUCUAGAUCGUAGUUUUUUAAAUCUAUUCAAUCUGAUAAGGAAUAAAUAUUUAUGAAGCUAA
Molecule: messenger RNA, 2786 nt
Organism: Venturia canescens
Lineage: Eukaryota; Metazoa; Arthropoda; Insecta; Hymenoptera; Ichneumonidae
Product: acidic mammalian chitinase-like
Exons: 6
Coding region: 1127-2584 (485 amino acids)
Biological process (GO): carbohydrate metabolic process; chitin catabolic process
Cellular component (GO): extracellular region
Molecular function (GO): chitin binding; chitinase activity
Source: RefSeq, a predicted model, not a curated record